Gloeophyllum trabeum ATCC 11539 is the source of this 2265-nucleotide messenger RNA. RefSeq lists its product as uncharacterized. The transcript is spliced from 11 exons. Bases 1 to 2265 code for a protein of 754 amino acids. NCBI's taxonomy places the organism in Eukaryota, Fungi, Basidiomycota, Agaricomycetes, Gloeophyllales, Gloeophyllaceae. The record is from RefSeq and is a predicted model, not a curated record.
AUGUAUUCUCUCAACAUCAACCUCCUCGACUUCGCGGCCCUCAAGCGCCUCGUCGUCAACACCUUCGGCGGCGGCACCGCUCCGCCUGAGGUCGUCGACCGCCCUGCGGCCUGGGUCAAGACCUACAUCCAGCCUACUCGCACCCACAGCGGAAGCCCCACCAGAACCUACGGGUCGGGAUUGUCGGGACCAGUCGACAACGUGCUCGCCCUCGUUCUCUUCAUCAUCGGGUCGUUCCUUCUGUUCACUUCGACGGGCCCUCUGAGACGCCAGGGCGACGGCGCCGUCUUCACCAUCCAAUGGUGUUGCGAGCUGAUCUCCCUCUUAUUCCUCCUUCCAGGUGCUUUCCCCUUUGAGUUCAGCCCAACUCGUGUCUAUCGUUGGGCUCUGGCCCUUGCUCGCACCUCGCUUCGCGUAGCCUUUCGGCCCCUUCAAUACAGCCUUUUUGUCUUCGUCGGUCUUCAGGAUCUACGCAACUCUCAAAGCCUUAACGAGAAGGUCAUCCUCACCUCGGCGCUCCUGACAUGGCUCAUCGUCAUCGCAUCCGCUUUCCACCUCGCUUGGACCCUUUGCGUCAAGACGAAGGGCGAGAAGUACGAGAGGUUCUCAUCCGCCGUAUGCUCUCUCGCUUCUGCUGGGUUGCUUGUUGGGUCGUGGAUUGCUCUCAACAAUCUAGAGCACCGAUGGUACCUCAACGCGAUCCCUCGCCGUGGUCAGGAAGGAUUUUACCCCGUGGAGGCGCAUAUGACAAACGAGGCUAUCUUAAUGGUGUUGGAGGCAUGGUGCUAUAUUGCAUGGUACUUCCUCGGUGUCCCGGUAUGUUCCCGGUGGCUGCACUACUCGUGCACCGUGCUGACCCCGUAUAAGGAUGUGAUCGCGCGUAAGGCCUGGAACAUCGCGAACGUCGUCCCUGCUCCGUUCCUUUUCGCAUUAGUCCUCGCCGUCGCGGUUACUCUUUUAAUCCUCGCGGCGGCUCGGUGCGUCAAGUCGCGGAUCCGGAGAAUACGAGCGGACGCCGCAUUCAUCUUGCUAUACUGCCUGGAUUUUACCAAGGUCUCCUCCAAUGCGAAGUAUUACAGCCGGGUUUUCAAAGCCGGUUCUGCUCCGCGCUCUCGCCACCGCUUCCUUCCUGCUCCUAAGGCAUCAUUCUCUGAGAACAGUUACGAGGAUAUCUUCGGGGAUCUGCUCGCUGACCUCGACGCUAUGAAGCAGGAGCGCGAAGAGGACGCUCCUGUGACGCCUCAGGCUGCCGCCCCGACUCCUCCCGCGCCUUUCGUCAUACCCGUUAGAGAGCAAAGCACCGAAGAACUCAUUUACGACAGUUCUAGCGGUCAAGCACGGCUUGCAAGCCUUGGCCCUGACUUCAAACCGAUGGAGGGCAAGGGGUGGACCGACAUGGCCCCCUUGCCGCUCUGGAACGCGAUCUCCCGCGUAUGCGAGGAUGAGUUCCACCGGAACCCUGCCGAUUUCCACGGGUUUUCUUGGGAGCUCGCUCUGCUGCGCCACGAAGUCCAGAGCGUCGCCUUGGACGAGGGUGUUUCGAGUUCUUCCACUUCGACGCCUCUCCCUAGCCAUGGAUCCCUACAAGGACUGCAUGCUACGCUUGACUCCGGGAAAUGGGGUCGUCUGACGAAAGAGAAGUUAUACGCGCGCGGCCGACUCAUCAACUCGGAUUCCUUCGACGAUAUGGCUCGCGUCGAGGAGGGCGUCGUCUUGAUGCACGAUGUGUCCUGUCCCCUCUUUUCAUAUACCCCCACUUUUACCUUCAUAGAAGCUGAGGUUGACGACCUUGUCAAAUUCCUCAUUAUUCAGUUCAUUUCCUUAUAUUCCGUAAUUCACCACUAUUCCUUCGGUUCUGGAACGAGGGAGGGCCCGCCCUCAUCCAGGUACCGCAUCCUCUCCACCCACCCCCUUGCUACCUUCGGCUAUGUUAUCGAUGCACCGGUCGUUCUUGCUAUCAACGUUUUCGUCCUGCUCUUGCCGAUCUAUGUCUUUGUAUCCAUAUCGUUCCAUCCAUCUCGCUGUAUCUAUAUUUGCUCGAUAUCUACCGGAUGCGCCUGUGCGAUUAAGUCCAACGGACGCAUGUUUUACCGUCCCCCACGUUCAUUCAAUAUCUUCUUAUCUCUCUUUGCCCCCUGUUACUCUAACGGACGUGUCUUGACCGUCCUCUACGCUCAUUCAACUCUCUGUCCAAUGCUCGUCUCGAAAGCCCCUCUGCUGGUUGCCGUCUCCCUUCGUCAACUGUCAUCGUAUUGGAACUCCUAG